Messenger RNA from Camelina sativa (false flax), 989 nucleotides. RefSeq names its product putative 57 kDa heat shock protein. NCBI's taxonomy places the organism in Eukaryota, Viridiplantae, Streptophyta, Magnoliopsida, Brassicales, Brassicaceae. The record is from RefSeq and is a predicted model, not a curated record.
UCUCAAAAAUCAAAAACAAAAACCGAAAGACUCCGAGUUCUUCAGCCGCCCUAACAAUGCCGAUCUUGUACAUUGCUCCGGCGCCUCAAUUGCCUCGAGAAUGGUUUUACGCAACAAACAAUCCAUACCAAGUGAGCGGACCAAAAGGGUUUACUGAGUUCAAGUACAUGGAAGAGACCCAUGAUCUGUACGUGAGGCUUGAUUUCCCAGGAAUCACUAAAGAGAGCGUCUUGAUCCUUCUCGAACCAUCGAGGAAAGCUGUUGUCGUGAUCGGAAACACACCGAAAGAGAGCAAACACGACUCUUCUCACCGCAAGUACGGAACCGCCACGGGACUCAUCUGUGACUGCUGUGUUAUCAGUAACAUCCAGUGUUUUGUUGGUGAUGGUGUCGUUAGACUCAUCCUCUCCAAGAAGGAGAUCAAUCUUCAUGUUCCUACCUUCUGUUCCUUCGGAGGUGCAAGGAUGCCUACUGAUGUACCUGCUAACAUCAUUCGUGGAUACAACCCAGAAGUCACAGGUGGCCAUCCUCUUGCUCAUCUCCGUGGACUUAACCCAGAAGGUUGCCGUGGAACUGACCCUUUUGAUCCGGCGUUCAUGGGUCCGACCAUACUACCACACCCGUCAGUGUUGGAGGGAUCCACGAGUGCUUACGAGUCAAAGCAGCUCUCAAACGGUGGUCUCUUUCUCCGUAUUGACAUGCCUGGUGUCCCCAGAGACAGCUUCAUGGUGGCAGUGGACGGCGACGAUGUUGUCAACGUCAUUGGACGAGCUCCUGCGACCAUGCACGACUCAAGUGGGCGUAAUUACGUAGGCAAGGUCGCCAUUGUCCCUAGAGGUUAUGACCCCCAUCGGAUCAAGAUAAUCGCCAAGCUUGGUGUCAUCCGUCUCAUUAUCCCUCCCUACUAAUUAAAAUUCAUCGCAUCUUACUUAAUUACUUGAUUAGAUCAUGCUUUUGGAAUUUAUUAUCUUGUUUCAAACAAUAUCUGU